Molecule: messenger RNA, 699 nt
Organism: Ilyonectria robusta
Lineage: Eukaryota; Fungi; Ascomycota; Sordariomycetes; Hypocreales; Nectriaceae
Product: ribosomal protein L17
Exons: 2
Coding region: 1-699 (232 amino acids)
Biological process (GO): translation
Cellular component (GO): ribosome; mitochondrial large ribosomal subunit
Molecular function (GO): structural constituent of ribosome
Source: RefSeq, a predicted model, not a curated record
AUGGCUGGCGGUCUCGUCAAGUACCGGCAUCUUAGCCGCAACUCCUCGGCGCGAAUGGCCUUGCUGCGUGGUCUCGUCACCCAGCUCGUCCAGUAUGAGCACAUCCAGACCACCUACGCCAAGGCCAAGGAGACCCAGCGCAUGGCCGAGAAGCUCAUCACCCUGGCGAAGCGCGAUAACGAGCCCUGCAGGCGGUCAGCACAGGGAAUUCUCUACACACCUCAUAUCCUCCUCCCUAAGCUCUUUGGUGAGCUUCGACAGCGAUACCUACCCCGCGAAGGUGGCUACACCCGCGUAGUCCGCACCGAGUCCAAGAACACAUACGACCAGGGCGAGAGCGCCAUCCUCGAGUUCGUCGACGGCCCCAAGGACUCGCGCUUCAUGAUGACGGCCAAGACCGUCGCCCGCGACCGCAUGCUCGGCAACGACCACACCCCCGUAACCCGCCUCAACAUCAAGAAGGUGACGCAGUUCCGCGGCAAGGACGACUUCGAGGCCAUGGUGCAGAAGUUCAUCGCCCUGCACGCUGAGAAGGAGGGCGGAAAGGCUGCGCUGGAGGAGGAAACCCCCGCCGAGAAAGAGUCCGCGAGGCUGGCGGAUAAGACCCAGCAGAGGGCGUCACAAAUGGCGGCGGGCAUCGUCCCUGAGAGCGUGAAGCAGGCGGCCAAGAAGACCCAGAACCAAAAGAGCUCACAAUAG